AUGCUGCAUAAUCUGAAGUGGCUUAAAGGCAAGAUAAACAAAACACAAGAUGGCGAUGCUCAACCCAAUGACAAAACUGGGGCAAGCCAGAGGAGUGAAAACAUAAAGUCAGAAACAAAAUCGGAUGACAACGCAUCAUCACCCGAUCCAGCCAUUCAAGAUGAGGCCACGCCCACACCGGAACAAAACCAACCGAAAGAGCCCAAUCCAACGGAUGUGAAGCAACCCACACCAUCGCCGGUAGCAACCGACUUGCAGACGAUAGCUGUAGGAGAUGUCACGGAUGCGUUAUGCGGAUUACCAGGCAAUAAGGUUUGCGGCAAGGGGGCCAUGGUUGUUCAAAUCAUGAGGGUAUCAAAUGCGACUUCCGCCUACCUGCUCACAGCCAUCUAG
Messenger RNA from Babesia bigemina, 393 nucleotides. RefSeq lists its product as hypothetical. The transcript has 4 exons. Lineage: Eukaryota; Apicomplexa; Aconoidasida; Piroplasmida; Babesiidae. Bases 1 to 393 code for a protein of 130 amino acids. The record is from RefSeq and is a predicted model, not a curated record.